AUGCCACCUCCGCUACCUUCCCACCACCGCGGUAUGACCGCAAACCCCCUCAAACCUAGCCGUUACCGACCGGGAAAACCGAUUGCCGAAGAGCCUUCGUCAUCUGAGGAAGAGGAAGAGGAAGAUGAGGAAGAACAGAUCAAGGAGCAGGAACGGCGCAGGUUAGAACAACAGCGGAGACAGCGGGCGCAGGCACCGAAGGCGACUUCUUUCCCCGGCGGAAACAUUACUAAAGGGGUGAAAAAUGUGCAAAUAGAAGAGGAUGAAGAUGAGGAGGGCUUCGUUACUGAGGAAGAAGAGGAAGAGUCUAAACCUCCCCCUCGUGUUGCUGGCGACAAUGGGGGUGCUGCGGCCGCAGCUCCUGUUCAAGCAGCGGGUGAGCCGGUGAGCAAAGAGGAAAGUGAGGAAGAAGAGGAAGAGGAGGAAGAGAGCUCCGAAGAAGAGAGUAGUUCGGAGGAGGAGACGCCGAGGAGGGUUCUUCUACGACCUACAUUUAUCAAAAAAGACAAGCGCAACAAUGCAGCAAAUCAGACACAAAACGGGCAGGGAGCAUCACCUAAUACAGCCGCUGCGGAUUCAGCGGCGGAGGCAGAGGCCCGCAGAGUGCAGCGACAAGAAAAGGCCGAUAUGUUAGUGCGCGAGCAGUUGGAGAAGGAAGCAAUUGCCCGGAGCGCUGCAAACAAGCAAUGGGAUGACGAUGAAUUAGAGGCAGUUGAAGAAAAUGGUAUUGACGACAAGGAUGGAAUAGACCCCGAAGCCGAAUAUGCCGCCUGGAAACUCCGCGAACUCAAGCGCGUCAAGAGAGAGCGUGAGGCAAUCGAAGCCGCCGAGAAGGAGCGCGAAGAGGUCGAGCGUCGUCGGAACUUGACAGCGGAGGAGCGUGAACGCGAAGACCGCGAAUUUAUUGCCAAGCAGCAAGAAGAGAAGGAAGCUACUCGAGGACAGGGUGGAUUUAUGCAACGCUACUUUCACAAGGGUGCCUUCUUCCGCGACGACCUGGAGAGGGAAGGAUUGGACCGGAGAGAGCUCAUGGGUGCCAGAUUUGUGGAUGAUGUAUCGCGCGAAACUUUGCCUGAGUACAUGCAGAUUCGAGAUAUGACAAAACUUGGAAAGAAGGGUCGGACACGAUACAAGGAUCUGAAAACGGAAGAUACAGGACGCUUCGGUGAUGGCUUUGAUAAUAGACGUCGUCGCGACGCUCCGGUCGGCGUCAGAGAUGAACGAUUCCUGCCGGAUCGGCCAGAUGACCGACCUAAAGGGCCUACGGGAGCCAAUGCUGGUCCGGUGCGCGAGAGACGGAGGUCGAGGUCUAGAUCAUACUCACCAAGACGGGAUCGACGACCUGACAGAAGGGAACGUCGUGAAAGUCCUGACCGAGACCGUUCGAGAGAUCGGUACCGCCCUGACUCGAGGAAUCGCAGGAAACGAAGCCCUUCUCCGUAUGAUGAUCGCGAAAAGCGCAGACGGUUGGGAAGUGUUUCGUGA
Molecule: messenger RNA, 1485 nt
Organism: Aspergillus oryzae RIB40
Lineage: Eukaryota; Fungi; Ascomycota; Eurotiomycetes; Eurotiales; Aspergillaceae
Product: microfibrillar-associated 1 family protein
Exons: 1
Coding region: 1-1485 (494 amino acids)
Biological process (GO): mRNA splicing, via spliceosome
Cellular component (GO): U2-type spliceosomal complex
Molecular function (GO): RNA binding
Source: RefSeq, a predicted model, not a curated record